Manis pentadactyla (Chinese pangolin) is the source of this 3586-nucleotide messenger RNA. It is a transcript of the gene DCAF6, whose product is annotated as DDB1 and CUL4 associated factor 6. The record is from RefSeq and is a predicted model, not a curated record. Bases 264 to 3191 code for a protein of 975 amino acids. The transcript is spliced from 23 exons. Gene Ontology annotation, biological process: positive regulation of transcription by RNA polymerase II. NCBI's taxonomy places the organism in Eukaryota, Metazoa, Chordata, Mammalia, Pholidota, Manidae. Gene Ontology annotation, cellular component: Cul4-RING E3 ubiquitin ligase complex; cytoplasm. Gene Ontology annotation, molecular function: protein binding.
GCGCCCCGCCUCCCCCGCCGCCCGGUGGAGGGGCCGAGGGCGGGCGCUGGUGCCGAUCUGGACGCUCUGGGGAGUCUGAGGAGGAGACUAUGAGGCGAGCUCCGGCCCGGGCGCAGCCGGGCUCGGAGAGCGACGCCGCGCUCUGACUGGCCGCGCCGCGAGGGCCGGCGCGCGGACGGUGCCGGGGCGGCUCGGGGGCUGAUCCGCGCGGCCGCCCCCUCCCCCCCGCUGGUGUCUCCCCUCCUUCCCCGGCCCGCAGAGCCAUGUCGCGGGGCGGCUCCCGCCCACACCUGUUGUGGGACGUGAGGAAAAGGUCCCUCGGGCUGGAGGACCCUUGGCGGCUGCGGAGCCGCUACCUGGGAAGAAGAGAAUUUAUCCAAAGAUUAAAACUUGAAGCAACCCUGAAUGUGCAUGAUGGCUGUGUUAAUACAAUCUGCUGGAAUGAAACUGGAGAAUAUAUUCUAUCUGGCUCUGAUGACACCAAGUUAGUAAUUAGUAAUCCUUACAGCAGAAAGGUUUUGACUACAAUUCGUUCAGGACACCGAGCAAAUAUAUUUAGUGCAAAGUUCUUACCAUGCACAAAUGAUAAGCAGAUUGUAUCUUGUUCUGGAGAUGGAGUCAUAUUUUAUACCAAUGUUGAACAAGAUGCAGAAACCAACAGACAAUGCCAAUUUACGUGCCAUUAUGGAACUACCUAUGAGAUCAUGACUGUACCCAAUGACCCUUAUACUUUUCUUUCUUGUGGUGAAGAUGGAACUGUUAGGUGGUUUGAUACACGCAUCAAAACUAGCUGCACAAAAGAAGAUUGCAAAGAUGAUAUUUUAAUUAAUUGCCGACGUGCCGCAACAUCUGUAGCUAUUUGCCCACCAAUACCAUAUUACCUUGCUGUGGGUUGUUCUGAUAGCUCAGUACGAAUAUAUGAUCGGCGAAUGCUGGGCACAAGAGCUACAGGGAAUUAUGCAGGCCGAGGAACUACUGGAAUGGUUGCCCGAUUUAUCCCUUCCCAUCUUAAUAAUAAGUCCUGCAGGGUGACGUCUCUGUGCUACAGUGAAGAUGGGCAAGAGAUUCUUGUUAGUUACUCUUCAGAUUACAUAUAUCUUUUUGACCCAAAAGAUGAUACAGCACGAGAACUGAAAACUCCUUCUGCAGAAGAGAGAAGAGAAGAGUUACGACAGCCUCCAGUUAAGCGAUUGAGACUUCGCGGUGAUUGGUCAGAUACAGGACCCCGAGCAAGGCCUGAGAGUGAACGAGAACGAGAUGGAGAGCAAAGUCCCAAUGUGUCAUUGAUGCAGAGAAUGUCUGACAUGCUGUCAAGAUGGUUUGAAGAAGCAAGCGAAGUUGCACAAAGCAAUAGAGGACGAGGAAGAUCUAGACCCAGAGGGGGAACGAGCCAGUCAGAUGCUGCCACUCCUCCUACGGUCCCGUCACGCACUGACCUGGAAGCGGGAGAGACUGCGAUGGAAGUGGACUCGCCUGCGGAGCAGCCUUGCACAUCCUCGGCGCUGGCAGCGCAGACUCCGUCGGCAUCCCUUUCUGCAGCAAGCCCUCGUGUUGCUUCGUUGUCUCCUCCAGACAGUGAGCAGAGGCAGUCUGCGGAGGCAUCCGGACACCGUGCACAUAAUCAGUCUGAAUUUUUAAGGGGGCCUGAGAUAGCUUUGCUCCGUAAGCGUCUUCAGCAGCUGAGGCUUAAGAAGGCUGAGCAGCAGAGGCAGCAGGAGCUGGCUGCGCGUGCCCACCCACAGCCUUCCGCUGCCCAUCGGCCUUCACAGGAGGGCUCUUCACAGGACCCUCAGGCCUCAGAUUCUCCUUCUUCUGUGGUUAACAAACAGCUCGGAUCCAUGUCCCUUGACGAGCAACAGGAAAUCUCAGACAGUUGGAUGGAUAAAGGUUUCUGGAAGUCACCAGAGUGGUCUGAGGAGAUAAAAAUUAGGAAUCAUCAAUUCACAGAUAACAAUAAUGAAAAGCUGAGCCCCAAACCAGAGACAGGUGAACCCGUUUUAAGUUUGCACUACAGCACAGAAGGAACAACUGCAAGCACAAUAAAACUGAACUUUACAGAUGAAUGGAGCAGUACCGCCUCAAGUUCUAGAGGAAGUGGGAGCCACUGUGCCUCUGAGGGCCCAGAGCCUCCCGUGGCCCCACAGAGCACGGUGCAGCCUCCAGGAGACAGCGAGACAAAAUUCCCUGAAGAAUCACCAGAGGAUACGACGACAUACCAGGAAGGUACCUCUGCAGGAAACACAGUUCAGGAUCGUAUAGACAUAGCACAAUCAGAGAGGUCCAUGUCUGAGCUGCUGGAUUCCAGCUCAGGAGGAAGGAGUGAUGUCAGUCUUGACAGCCCUUGUGGGGUUCCAGGAGAAUCCGCUUUGUCUGAAAAAGGCAAGAAACCAGGAACUUCAGAUCAGACUGGCGCUGAGAGUGCUGCUGACCCAGAUGCUACCAGCCUUGAGCCUCCACCACAGACAGAAGCCAUUAGGCCCUCGCCUCCUGAGGGAACCCUGGCCAGGGGCUCUGCGCUCCAGGACACGGACGACAGUGAUGACGACCCAGUCCUGAUUCCGGGCGCACGGUACCGAGCGGGACCUGGUGAUAGAUUUAAUAUCAGAGGAACAGCAAUAGGUGAUAGAAUAAUGAGACGCUCUGCUGUUGCCCGUAUUCAGGAGUUCUUCAGGCGGAGAAAAGAAAGGAAAGAAAUGGAAGAACUGGAUACUUUGAAUAUUAGAAGACCACUAGUAAAGAUGGUUUAUAAAGGCCAUCGCAACUCCAGGACAAUGAUAAAAGAAGCCAAUUUCUGGGGUGCUAACUUUGUAAUGAGUGGCUCUGACUGUGGCCAUAUCUUCAUUUGGGAUCGUCACACUGCUGAGCACCUAAUGCUUCUGGAGGCUGAUAACCAUGUGGUGAACUGCUUGCAGCCACAUCCGUUUGACCCAAUUCUAGCCUCAUCUGGCAUAGAUUAUGACAUUAAGAUCUGGUCACCACUAGAAGAGUCAAGGAUUUUUAACCGAAAACUUGCUGAUGAAGUUAUAAAUCGAAAUGAACUCAUGCUGGAAGAGACUAGAAACACCAUUACAGUUCCAGCCUCUUUCAUGUUGAGGAUGUUGGCUUCGCUGAAUCAUAUCCGAGCUGACCGGAUGGAGGGUGACAGAUCAGAAGGCUCUGGUCAGGAGAACGAAAAUGAGGACGAGGAAUGAGCAGCUCCUGUGGGCAAGACUUAGAUGUCCUGAAAUUUGUAUAAGACAUUUAUUAUAUUUUUUCCUUACAGAGCUUUAGUGCAAUUUUAAGCUUAUGGUUUUUUGGAGUUUUCCUCCCUUUUUGGGAUAACCUAACAUUGGUUUGGAAUGAUUGUGUGCAUGAAUUUGGGAGAAUGUCUAAAACAAAAACUAGCAAAAUGUUUAAAACUUUUUGCCAUGUUUGAGGAGUGCUAGAAAAUGCAAAGUGCAAUCUUCCCCUGACCUUCGAUGUGGGGCUUGGAUCGCUGUGGAAGAGUAAUUUUCAUUAUGGUGAAAACGUUGAUUCAGAUAAAUUUCUACACUUGCCAUUUGCAUGUUUGUUGCUUUCUAAUUAAAGAAGUUGAUUGUUUUAAGAU